This is a messenger RNA of Coniophora puteana RWD-64-598 SS2, 2454 nucleotides long. Its product is annotated as glycoside hydrolase family 89 protein. The coding region runs from base 77 to 2362 and encodes 761 amino acids. The transcript is spliced from 2 exons. Lineage: Eukaryota; Fungi; Basidiomycota; Agaricomycetes; Boletales; Coniophoraceae. The record is from RefSeq and is a predicted model, not a curated record.
AACAUCUUGUCUUUCUCUUCUUUGAGCCCACUGCUCACGCACAGGUCGCACAUCUCGCCAUCUGAAGCCCAUAGCCAUGCGGCUGCUCGGAUUCGUUAGCCUCGUUGGGAGCAUUGUCGGCGCUACCUCCACCGCGCUUUCGGCCAACUCAUCCGAAUCCGACCCGCUGCAAGGACUGUACGCCCUUGUUCAACGCAGGAUACCGAGUCAUGCGCACUCGUUCACCUUCUCGUUCACCAACUCAAGCGACUCGGAAUUGGACACGUUCACCCUCACCGAUGCAGUGAACAAGACGAGGGCGAUUCAUGUAGAGUGUAACACGGUCAGCGCGUGCUCGCGAGGGUUAUAUACCUACCUCACUGAGUAUGGCGGCGUCGAUAUCUGGUGGACCGGUUCACGUCUCGAUCAACUCCCUGCACCCCUUCCUGCCGUCAAAACCGCCGUCACACGCUCUGCAAUCGUCCCCUAUCGCUACAUGUUCAAUACUGUCACCUUUGACUAUACGUCCGCGUUCUGGACGUUCGACGACUGGGAGCUUAUGCUCGACUGGCUCUCACUACGCGGCGUCAACCUCCCGCUCGCGUGGGUCGGCUUCGAGCACACCCUCGUCGAGGUCUUCCGGGAGUACAAUAUCACCGACGCGGACAUCUCAGGCUUUCUCUCGGGCCCCGCCUUCCAGGCGUGGAACAGGUUCGGCAAUAUCCAGGGCAGCUGGGGCGGUGACCUCCCGACGCAGUGGAUCGAUGACCAGUUCGUCCUGGGCAAACAGAUCGUGCAACGCAUGGUCGACCUCGGCAUGACUCCCGUGCUUCCGGCGUUCACGGGCUUCGUCCCGCCUGCGAUGCAUAACCUCUAUCCGAACGCGUCGAUCGUCAAUGGCAGCGCGUGGAACGACUUCGCGCCCCAGUUCACGAAUGACUCGUUCCUCGAGCCGUUCGACCCACUCUUCGCGCAGGUGCAGCAAUCGUUCAUUAGCAAGCAACAGGCCGCAUUUGGGAACGUGUCGCACAUCUACACGCUUGACCAGUACAACGAGAACGAUCCGUACAGCGGCGACCCUUCCUACCUCACCAACAUUUCCGCCGCGACAUUUUCGAGUCUGCGUGCGGCCGACCCGGACGCAACGUGGCUCAUGCAAGGCUGGCUGUUCUUCAGCUCGGCCGACUUCUGGACGCCCGAGCGCGUCGAGGCCUACCUCGCCGGCGUUCCCGGGGAUGACGAUGGGAGUGGCAUGCUUAUCCUCGAUCUGUACAGCGAAGCGCAGCCACAAUGGCAGCGCCUGAGCUCGUACUUCGGCAAGCGCUGGAUCUGGUGCGAGCUACACGACUAUGGUGGCAACAUGGGCUUCGAGGGCAACUUCGCGAACGUGACGGAGGCGCCGCUCGCUGCUCUUGCAUCGCCCAAUGUCUCGAUGGUCGGCGUGGGGCUUACUCCCGAGGGUAUGGAGGGCAACGAGAUCAUCUACGACGUUCUCCUCGACCAGGCGUGGUCGUCGUCCCCGAUCAACAAGACCGAGUACGCGCAAGCGUGGGCGACACGUCGCUAUCCCGCCGACGAGCUCCCCGAGUGUGCUAUCGAAGCGUGGCAGACGCUCGCGGCGACAGUGUACAGCAACACGGACCCCGGCUCGCAGGCCACCGUCAAGAGCAUUCUCGAACUCGAGCCAGCGCUAUCGGGCCUCGUCAACGUCACCGGCCAUCACCCUACCCACGUUUUCUAUGACACCAAUACAACUAUCGUGCCCGCUCUCCAACAGCUCGUUCAGGCAGGGCACUCGACGCCUUCGCUUCUCGCCAUCCCGGAGUAUCGCUACGACCUCGUCGACCUCACCCGUCAGCUGCUCGUCAACCGAUUCAUUGACUUGUACGCGGAUCUUCUCGCCGUGUACAAUACCACCUCCGCCUCGUCCGCCUCUGUGUCUGCCGCCGGACAGCCUAUGCUCGAGCUCGUCGCCGACCUGGACAAGGUUCUCAUGACGAACGAGAACUUCCAGCUGUCCCGUUGGACCGAUGCUGCUCGCAGCUGGGCCAACGGCAACGCGUCGUACGCGGCAUAUCUCGAGUACAAUGCCCGCAACCAGAUCACGCUCUGGGGCCCCAAGGGCGAGAUCAAUGACUACGCGUCGAAGCAGUGGGGUGGGCUCGUCGGUGAUUAUUACGGUAAGCGUUGGGCAAUGUUCAUUCAAUAUCUCGAAGGCAGCAAGAGUAAUGGCACGGUGUAUAACGCGACUGCCAUUGCUGGCGCAUUACUCGACAUUGGUGAACAGUGGAGUCAGAGCACGUCAGCUGUGGGUGCUCGUGACACGAUGGUGGUGGGGGAUACCUGGUUGGUGGUGCAGGAAAUGGCUGGAAAAUGGGCUUGAUAUGUAUCUAGUGGUGCCGUCGACUUUAUUGCCUCGCUUAGAACUACAUUACAUUGUCUAUACCCAUAUUUUGAUAUAUUAUUGAAAGUCGG